AUGAUUAGUUAUCAAGGUGAAAUUAGAAGUCUUUAUGAUGCUUUACUUCUAAUUGAAGCAGCUAGAAUCUCCAAGAUACCUACUAUAAAACGAAGGUUGACUGCGUUUGAACGUCAAAGGUAUAUUAAACCUAAUAGUAUUUUUAUUUGGAAUGAAUCGACCAGUAACAUUCGAAGAUGGACAGAUGGAAAAUUUUGGAGUGAUUCAAAGCUUUUCAACAACCAUUUCCUAAUUUAUCAUGAAAAGAGUUCUGAUGCUAAAAAU
Scheffersomyces amazonensis is the source of this 264-nucleotide messenger RNA. Its product is annotated as gluconate transport inducer 1/Pac2. The transcript has a single exon. NCBI's taxonomy places the organism in Eukaryota, Fungi, Ascomycota, Pichiomycetes, Serinales, Debaryomycetaceae. The annotation marks the transcript as partial. Gene Ontology annotation, molecular function: DNA binding. The record is from RefSeq and is a predicted model, not a curated record.